AUGAUCGAAUUCCCGUGUCCAAUAGAUCUCUCUACCUUAGGGGGUGGUGAUCGAUUCAACGGCUCGACCUCUAUCGACGUCGAGCCGUGCAACGGCGUGAAGCAGUCCAUUGGACUCCGCAACUUGGCCGCUCUAUUGCUAACUAUUGCCAGAUACUUGCAGAUUACUGUACCACCUUUAGCCGUAUUUCUGAAGUCCUGUACCUCCCAGAAGAGUGAGCCUGGGCAACGUCGUGGUGUCGAACAGGACAUACACAUAUUUGAAAUGGACGGCCGUGAAGGACGAAGAAGGCCUGGGGUGGGCUGGCAGUCACCUCCCCUUAACUUCCAAUCCGACGCAGACUUCGGUCUGGGAGAGCCCACGGGACACGAAAUGUUGAACAAUUUUCAACAAGAACUCCACACCAAUGCCCUAUUCGAUCAGAGUGUUGGAAAUGCCGGUUUCAAUACGGAUCCAAAUCGCCAGUGGGCCCACCAAGCUCACAUGUUUUCAUAUCCUCGAAAUCCAACGCUUAUCCCAAGUUAUCUGAGCCAGCCUCCCCAGGGUUUCUACGAAAACGAACCGUUUAUGCACAAUCCAAACAUGAAUGGGGCCUUUUCUACAAGUGUUGCAAAUGAUGCCACAGAGUUCCUGUCCUCCAGAGAUGAGCCAUACGGCUACAACAAUGCCACGGUCUACCAAAACGGGGGUUCUGCAUACGCAGAACCUCCUAAUACCUUCGUAGCUCGUCAAAAUCCUUCUUCCUUCCUGUCUAGCUACCAGAGCAGGCAUCGCCAAGAAACAUUUGCCGACAGUUCUUUGACCGCAGAGAAUGAAGAAUUUGGAGAAUCUAGUCGGCUGUCUGAAGAAGAAGAAGAAGAAGACCUUGACGAUGACUCUACCACUCGCCUGAAGAGUCCGGUCAUGUCUACGCCAGCCAAGAAGAAGCCUGCGAAGGAGGAGCCUGCAAAGGAGAGAAAGGGGCUACAACCUUUCGCUGUCACCGAGGCUGAGCUUGUAGUUAUCAGAGAUGGCUAUGAGCCGCAUACUGCUACUGGGCAGCACAAAAGAAAACGCAGGGUCUGUCUGACUCUCUCUGAAUAUACUGCACUUAUGCAGCUUCGCAAGAAGCCGUUCUCGCAGGAUGAGUGGAACAGGCACGAUACUUUCCCAAGCGGGCCAAAGCGGUCAUACCGCAGAAGAAACAGAGUCAGAGUCAGCCCCUCGACUCCAUAUCAAUUUGCUCGCACUGAGAGAGCUAGCACUGUCGCAAAAAAAGAAGAUGCGCUUCUCAAGAAGAGUCCCAGACCACAUAGAGCGGCUACCAAAGAACGCCGUGAGCAUGGCUAUGGAGACAUCUUUGAGGACGAGGUUGAGCCAAAGAAGUCUGGUAAUGGAAGCAAUGCCGGUAUGGACUACUCAGAUGACGAUUCGGAUUUCAGCGACUUCCAAAUCAAAACACCAGAGUCUGAGACGCCUCCCAUGACAACUAGCUAUUCUCCAGUCAAGAAUGGCUUGUUCACGACCUUCCAUACCAACCUCCCACCGACCUCAUCGCAGCCACCGAUUCCUAUUGUACCUCGCGGAACAAAGGUUAAGCAAGGCAAACACAGAUUCGACCACGGCCAGAUCCAAGAACACCUCACCAGAGAUGAGCUUAGGCAGAUCCGCCCCGGCUAUGGGGUCAUACCUGCUCUUCAUGUGAAGGCAUUUGACCGACCACAAAAUCCGAGCCUAGCCAGCUGUUUGGGCCCAAGAGGACCAAAUCCCGAGAUGCGAAGAAUCCGCAUCACAGUGGAUGAAUGGACCAAGCUCUGGGAGUUGCGCGGCGAGUUCAGAAACUAUGAAAAAUACUAUAAGGGCCGCAUCCCGUACGAGGAGAGAAUGCGUGGCAAUGCCAAUCUGGAGAGAUCUUUGGCGCGAAAGAGACAGGGCAUCACGUACCGUGCCAAGCGGGAUGGUCAACAGCUCAUGCCAGGCAUGAAGAAGCUCCGAGAUGCCGCUGAGAAGUCAGCCAAAGUCAAGGACGAGGAGGGUACUGAGACGGCGGUCAAAGACUCGGAUGCAAGCCAACAGGAGGAACCUGCCGAGAGCAGUGAUGCGAAAGUCAAAGAAGAUGAGACGUACGAUCAAGAGCAAGACGCGCACUACGACAUCUUCGAUGAUAUCUACGAUGCUGAUUGA
This is a messenger RNA of Glarea lozoyensis ATCC 20868, 2163 nucleotides long. RefSeq lists its product as uncharacterized. The transcript is spliced from 3 exons. NCBI's taxonomy places the organism in Eukaryota, Fungi, Ascomycota, Leotiomycetes, Helotiales, Helotiaceae. The record is from RefSeq and is a predicted model, not a curated record. Bases 1 to 2163 code for a protein of 720 amino acids.